GCAGUGCUCUCAGAUGUGAGAGGGAUGGAGAGGGAUGGAGAUGGGUGCAGAGGUGAUGUGUGCUUGGUGCUCCCAGAGACGCACAUGCUUCUGAUCGCACUCGACCCCACGGUACCGCACUCCACCACUCAGCACAUGCUCGCAGCCAUCCCCAACUCGUAUGCAGAGAUCCUCGCUGUCACCUCGCUGCACGCGCUAACGGGAGACGUACGCGAGGACGCGGAUGUGAUUAUAACGAACCGGGCUCUUGCGGCGGAGGGCGGGGAGUCGCCGCAUGCGCGCGCUGUUCGCGUUCUGGCGGAGGAGGACUUUCUCUCCCCUGGGGAAGCGGAAGGGGCUGCGUUGGCGGUGGAGGAGUAUAGACGGAGCCUGAAGAAGAACAAGAAGGGGAAGAAGGGGAAGAAAUGCAAGAAGGGGAAGAAGGGGAGGAAAUGCAGGAAGGGGAAGAAGGGGAAGAAAUGCAAGAAGGGGAAGAAGGGGAAGAAAUGCAGGAAGGGGAAGAAGGCCCUGAAGGCGAAGGCAAAGAAGCUGAGAAAGCAGGCGAAGUCGCUGAUCGCCAAGGCUAAGGCGCUCGAGAAGAAGGCCAAGUAG
Messenger RNA from Closterium sp. Naga37s-1, 591 nucleotides. The record is from the annotation of a GenBank genome assembly. Lineage: Eukaryota; Viridiplantae; Streptophyta; Zygnematophyceae; Desmidiales; Closteriaceae.